Nezara viridula (southern green stink bug) is the source of this 883-nucleotide messenger RNA. Lineage: Eukaryota; Metazoa; Arthropoda; Insecta; Hemiptera; Pentatomidae. The record is from the annotation of a GenBank genome assembly.
GGUCCUAAUGCUACUCUUCGCCAUCACUGCUACGAUCCUGGUUGGUAAAGUAUUGGGACAUUAUUGCGAUUCUCGGGAAUGUCCAGGAUUUUCAUUAAUUAAGGCAGUAAACAUAGAAAGUGUUUCGGCAGAAUCCUUAGAGAUUACUUGGAUACCUAAAGAAAAUUAUACUAUAGAAAAAUAUGAAGUUCAUUGGUAUUCUACAUACAACUGUGAUAAGUGUACCGGACAAAUAUCCUUAGUAAAUAUUACUUCACUGAAACUGAAUGUGCAAGCAUGUAAAACAUAUUUUUUUGAAGUCUAUGCAUUUGAGGAAAAUUCAACUGUUACUGCGCCUGGCUUAAUUUCGCAAAUUACUGUUGCAGAUCCAUUGCAACAAGGAACAGCUGUGCGUGUUAGUGGUAAAUGGGCUAUUCUAAGAUGGGUUCUGGUUUGCGACUGUCCAAACAGUAUAUUUUUAGCGGUUUGUUUUGGACCUAACAUCAUUACGCAGACAAAAACGUACCAUCCGGACAGAGUCGUUAUAUUUAAUGUAUCAGUUCUGCAAGAGAACUCAACUUACGUAUGUGUGAGUUAUACAGUUAACGCAGCAGGAUCUUCUUUACCUUCUUGGCCAAUAAUUUUUACAACAGUUCAAGAAUCCUUAGAAGAGAAUAUUGGAAAUGGAGGCAUUGAAUGCAGAUUUUCUAUUAUUUUAUUAAUCAUAGGUUUACUUGUAUUACUUAUUGGAUUUUUCAUUUACUUCACAAAAAGACAAGUUUUGAAACUACCAUGGAGAAGAAGUUAUGAUGUAACACAGACAAGAAUUUGAAUGGCGGCUGCCAGGAAGUUUUUGUUUCAAAAUAUUUAUUCGAUGUCAUCCGGCUUCUGCGUUGUAAUAUCA